AUGCUGGGCCCUUCUUCGCGCCCGCCAUUACCGACGUCCUCGUCGGAUUUCGCCCUACCUCCAUCGACAUCGCCCUCGUCCUCGAACACGACGUAUGCCGCAGAUGACCUGAGUCCUUUCAUGCUACGUGUCCGUCGGCCAAGCCUCCUAGUGCCUCGUGCCCCAUCUCUCCCAGACCGGCCACAACGAAGCCCCCUUGCAGCGUCCAUGGUCCGCUCCGGCACCAAUACGAGUGAGGAGUCGGAAAGCGACCGCGAGAAUGUGAAGAUGCAGACGGACACGCCCUCCUCAGGCGAGUCAGGCUCGUCUACGCCAUUGCUUCCUGGACCCGUCAUUACAAGUGCGCCCCGGGAUCGCGACGCCGACAUGAAGGCGACCAGACCACGCAGCCCAUCCACCCCGCCACCAAGCAGGAAGCUGUCGGACGCUGUUGCCGACAGCCAGUCUGGACCCUCCUCCUUUGCUCGUACCCACACUCGGCGGCUGUCUCAGAAACUGAAGCCACCGCGCAUACGCUCACUCCUCUCCGAGUCGCGCCCAGAAGAAGACGAUGUGCGAUCGGAAGCGCAGUUCCAACGACUUGUCGCAUCAUUCUGUGAGCUACCCUCGCCCCACCGCGUGCAGCGUCCGCCGUCAGAUCGAGGCAGGUACCCCGAAGAAGCGGACGUCGAGGAGCCUCAGAGAGAGGAUACUCCGAGUGACGAUGAUGGGGAGCUGGACGACUCGGUGCCGUUCUCGUUCGUGGAGCCCAUCGCUAUCUCGAAGUCAGUCACGCCCGCCGCGAGCGUGAAUGGGGAGGACAUGUUAGAGAGUCCGGGAGGGGCAGCGAUGGAUGUCGAUGUCCCGUCGUCUCUAGUCGGCUCCCCUGCUGCGUCUUCAUGGCGGUAUACGCCACCUCCAACAUCAAGCGCCGUCAGGACGAAUAAGCGGAAGAUGGAUGAUCGAUACGAUCCGUACCCAACUGCUAACAAACGACGCGCGGUCUCUCCAUCUAUUAGCUUCUUGCGGGAUAACCAGCCAUCGCUGUUCAACCCGCGGACUCCUGGCACGCCGCGUCUCUCCAUGCCUAUUCCCAUCCCUGUUCAAGGCCCUAGCUCUGCCACUUCCUCACCCAUUGUUGGCUCGUCCUCGUCAUUCUUCAACCGUGGCCCCGCCAGUGCACUGUCCAGUCCGACCCUACGUGCGCAGAUCGGCCUCGGGAGCCCUGUUCUGAGGCCUAUCAUCCCACGGCCGAGACGGUACGGCGACGAAGAGCGAGAGGUUGAAGGUGCUGGCGACGGCGUGAAUGGGUUAAGCCUCGCAUAG
Molecule: messenger RNA, 1305 nt
Organism: Rhodofomes roseus
Lineage: Eukaryota; Fungi; Basidiomycota; Agaricomycetes; Polyporales; Fomitopsidaceae
Exons: 4
Coding region: 1-1305 (434 amino acids)
Source: RefSeq, a predicted model, not a curated record